This is a messenger RNA of Ostrea edulis (European flat oyster), 954 nucleotides long. RefSeq lists its product as uncharacterized. The coding region runs from base 1 to 954 and encodes 317 amino acids. The transcript has a single exon. The record is from RefSeq and is a predicted model, not a curated record. Gene Ontology annotation, biological process: DNA integration. NCBI's taxonomy places the organism in Eukaryota, Metazoa, Mollusca, Bivalvia, Ostreida, Ostreidae. Gene Ontology annotation, molecular function: nucleic acid binding.
AUGGCCACUAGCCUUGACAAGACAAUGCAAAAAGCUAUAGAAUUUUCGCGUACAGGAAACUGGCACGAAAUGAAGCGCUUGGAAGACGAGUCUGUCGAUUUGUUAGAAUUACAGGCUUUACGCAGUGUUCAAGACGAGUUAGUAGUGUAUACUGACAAUGGUUUGCUCAGAGAUGGUCGUUUAGUGUUACCAAAAUCUCUCGCUAUCGCUCAUGAAGGGCACCAAGGAAUUAGUCGCACUAAAGCCCUAUUGCGUUCAAAAGUGUGGUUCCCUGGUUUAAAUGAUUUAGUUGAGAAUGUGCUAAAGUUCUGUUUAGCUUGCCAGAGCGUUAUCGACAAGCCUAGUCGUAUUGAACCGUUUAAGAUGUCCGAUAUGCCGAGUGGACCAUGGAAAAACCUAAGUGCUGACUUUUGUGGACCUUUACCGUCAGGUGAAUACUUAUUUGUGGUCACCGAUGAGUUCACUAGAUAUCCAGUGGUGGAGAUCAUGAAGUCUACCUCAGCUAAUGCAACUAUUCCUGUCCUAGACAAGGUCAUUUCUAUGUUUGGAAUUCCGAAAGUUGUGAAAACUGACAACGGAAGUCCGUUCAAUUCCGCUGCAUUCAAGGAAUACUCGGAAAACACUGGUUUUCAUCACCGAAAGAUCGCACCCCGAUGGCCUCGAGCGAACGCACAGGCGGAAUCCUUUAACAAGCCGAUGAUGAAAGCAGUUCGAGCUGCACAUGUUGAGAAGAAAAACUGGAAACAAGAACUGUACCGUUUCCUUCGUCAAUACAGGAACACCCCGCACCCGUCUACUGGAUUCAGUCCGUUCACUCUUAUGUUUGGUCUUGACACGAGGACCAAACUUCCGCAGGUAUCUAAGACUUCCAUUCGUGGCAUGGACGAAAUUGCCAGACAACAAGAUGAAUACGCGAGGCGGAAAAUGAAGCUGGGCAACAGGAGUACGACUUGA